AUGCAGGCUUUUUCAGCUUCCUCUAUUCUGCAGGCGAAAGCUGAAAUAAGAACGAACAAUCAGAGCAAUGUGGUGAUGGAGUUUGUGCUUCUGGGCUUCUCACUGUUACAGCCCAUGGAGCUCCUGGUUUUCAUGCUGCUACUGGCCAUCUUUGCCUUGACUCUAAUGGGGAACAUGGCCAUCAUCACCAUUGUGUAUGUGGAUCUCCGCCUCCACACCCCCAUGUACUUCUUCCUCUGCAACCUCUCCCUCUUGGAGAUACUCUUUGUCCUCUCCAUCACUCCAAAGAUGCUGGAGAACCUGCUCUCCCAGGCCAAAGCCAUCUCCUUCUGGGGCUGCAUCAUCCAGUGUUACUUCUACUUCUUCCUGGGCACUACGGAUUUCAUCCUCAUCGCUGUCAUGUCCUUUGACCGCUACGUGGCCAUCUGCCACCCGCUCCACUACCCUGUCAUCAUGAGUGGGCAUGUCUGUGUCUUCCUGGUCACGGGUUGUUGGUUGGGUGGGUUUCUCUCCACCCUCUGCCCACUUGUUUUGCUGUGCCAGCUUCCUUUCUGUGGCCCCAAUUUGAUAAACCAUUUCUUCUGCGACUAUGCCCCACUAGUGAGGCUAUCCUGUGUUAACACACACUUCCUCCUCAUGAUCGAGUAUGUCCUCUCCUCUGUGGUUCUGCUCACAUCCUUGACUUUUACUACAGUGUCCUACCUUUACAUCAUCGCCACAGUCUUGCACAUCCCCUCAGCAACAGGCAGGCGAAAAGCCUUUUCCACCUGCACCUCCCAUAUCACGGUAGCCUCUAUCUUCUAUGGCAGUGCCAUCUUCAUGUAUGCCAGGCCCAGCCAGGGCCGCUCCCUAGACCUCCAGAAGGUGGUGGCUGUGUUCAUGGUCAUAGUGAGCCCUUUACUGAAUCCUUUCAUUUACACCUUAAGGAACGAGAAGGUCAAAGAGGCCCUGAAGGAAUACUUGACUAUAAAGAGCUCUGUUCUGCAACCAGAACCUUGA
This is a messenger RNA of Trachemys scripta elegans, 999 nucleotides long. Its product is annotated as olfactory receptor 6M1-like. Gene Ontology annotation, cellular component: membrane. NCBI's taxonomy places the organism in Eukaryota, Metazoa, Chordata, Testudines, Emydidae. Gene Ontology annotation, molecular function: G protein-coupled receptor activity; olfactory receptor activity. Bases 1 to 999 code for a protein of 332 amino acids. The record is from RefSeq and is a predicted model, not a curated record. The transcript has a single exon. Gene Ontology annotation, biological process: G protein-coupled receptor signaling pathway.